AUGGUCGCUUGGACCAGCAACACCUUCUCUUCGCUUCCUGAAGUAGUCAAUCCCCCUCGUACUGAUCGGAGCAGCGCCUAUGGAAAGCAAGUAGCAGGCGGAGAAGAGAAGCAGACGUCAGAGCCUUACGUCCACAAGGAGUCUGUCUGGAUUCACAAUCCAAACGAGCAACAGCACGAGCAAGGAGGAGCCGAUAUACACUCCAAAGCCAAUGAUGAGGAGGGCCUCCAACGAAAGCGACGUCGAAAGACCUUGAUAUGGGGAUGUAGCGUGAUCUCGAUCCUGAUUCUGCUGGGUAUUGGCCUUGGUGUUGGAGUUACGAUGGGACUUCAGUCAGAUGAGUCUUCACACGCCGCCUCGAACAGGACGAGGCUGUCGGAUUCCCCUGCCUCAAGGCCAAACGACACUUCAUCUGCGCCUUCGGGGAGCAAAGGCGCGGUCGAACGAUCCGGGCUCGCAGCGUGUGUCCUGAAGUCACAACUACAUCUCGCAUGGCCGACGCAGCUUCAAACGAACCAAAGCAAUCUUCUACUGUUCUUUCAGCACAGCAGCGGCGAGAUUCGGGUGUUGCAGAACAAGAUACCAGAAGGCUGGACUGGGGGCUCUUCAAAGGACAUCAUCGCCGACGAUGCGAAGCAGGGCACACCGAUCGCAAUCCGCUGCCCGGGAGGCGCUGGGGAUGUUGCAGGGUUGCACGUCUUUUACAUCAACAAAGAGAACCUUCUACGGCAACGCAGCAUCACCAACCUCACGUACGUAUGGUCAGACGGGCCUCUGAAUGAUCUCAAGGUCCGCGCCCUUGAUUCAGCUCACGUUGGCCUGACGGCGGGCUUCUAUGCUGGACCCAUAGGCGACGUCAAUCUGGAGGGGACGAAACCAUACAGCGGCAUGCGGGUCUUGGUCGGGACGGGUGACACCACGUUCAACCAGUACUCGUGGCGUCCAGGUCUGACGCAGUGGCAUUACGAUCAGAAUUGGGAGGACAUGAAUGGAGAAGCUGCUCCCGCAAUGUUUGCUUGGGGCAGAGGUCAGACCACCUAUAUCAACUUCAUCGACCAGAAGAACGAUGUUGCGACGUACUGGAUGGACACGGCGAUGAAAAAAGCUAGCACUGAUGCACAUCGUAUCAACGUUUGGACAAAGUCAUCCAUCAACAUCCCAAACCUCGACUCAUCCGCCGGCCUAUCCUACCACGGCAACCUCUUCGGCCGCGUUGCCGAUAGUGGCAAGAUUCAAGGAUGGAACAUGACGUACGAGGCAGAGAAUUCCACCAUCGGUUCAACCACGCUGUCUGAAGUGGCCGGUCCGCCAGGCUCACCGGAUACCAGAGUCGCGGCGAUGACGUAUCCGCCUGCUGGACGUUAUGAUACCAUUUUCGUGUUCUACCAAGCGAACGGGAAUGAGAUCGUGAUGUCCACGGGCGAUGUAGCGUCGGGCGCUUGGAACAGUACGACGUUGCCUGUGCCUGAUUUAUGA
This is a messenger RNA of Saxophila tyrrhenica, 1476 nucleotides long. RefSeq lists its product as uncharacterized. The transcript has 5 exons. Bases 1 to 1476 code for a protein of 491 amino acids. NCBI's taxonomy places the organism in Eukaryota, Fungi, Ascomycota, Dothideomycetes, Mycosphaerellales, Extremaceae. The record is from RefSeq and is a predicted model, not a curated record.